CGGUCCUUCCACAACACAAUAAAACCGAAAAUAUCAAAACUGGAGUAAAAAAGUAACCAUCUCAUCGUCUUUGUAACUCAAAACUUUCUGGGUCGCUUCAAUUCUCUCUCAUCUCUAUCUAUCCAAUUAAGGUUUUUUCAUCUUCAUUGGAGUUGAAAUUUCCCAAUUUCGGCAAUCAAAUUAUCAAAUGGAAUGCAGCAAACUCCAACAAUUGCAGGUUUUUAUCCGAUCACCCGAUCUUCAAUUUCCAAUUCGUGCCCUAACCCUAAAUCCCAAUCAAACAUGGGCUGAUCUCAAAAAAUCUCUUCCAUUCUCCAAUUCAUCAUCAUCAUCUUCCUCUGAGCUAGGUUUCUUGUCUUUCAAUGGCAAAAAGCUCGACAAAUCCUCCACCAUCGGUUCUUCCGGCAUCGCUGCAAACUCCACCAUUAAUCUCCACUUUAAGCUCCUUGGCGGCGGCGGAGAUGGCGGCUCAACUUGCGCGGAGUCGAGAGAUUGCUACUUGAAGAUGUACGCCGAGAAGAAGCCGGAAAAAGUGGACCCUAACGAGAAGCGGCUUUCGAAGUGGACAACUUGCGCGCUUUCCUUCGAGCCAUUGAAGCCGCCGUGUGUUAUCGACCGCCUCGGUAACGUAUUCAACAAGGAAGCUCUUGUUAAGGGUUUGCUAGCUAAGAGUUUGCCGAAACCGUUUUCGUUAUAUAUUAAGGGUUUGAAGGAUUUGAUUCCAAUUCAAUUAUCUUCUGUUGAAGGUGAUAAAGUAGAAGGAUCACGUUUUCAGUGCCCAAUUUCUGGGUUUGAAUUCAAUGGGAAUUACAGAUUUUAUGCUUUGAGUAAGUGUGGUCAUGUUAUUAGCGCAAAGGCACUCAAAGAGAUUAAAUCUUCUGCUUGUAUUGUAUGUCACGAGGAAUUCGAGGAAGACGAUAAGAUUGUUAUUAAUGGGACUGAUGAGGAGGUUGAUGUUCUUAGGAAUAAGAUGAUUGAGAUGAAGGAUAAGGAGAGGGAGAAGAAGGCGGCGACUAAGGUUAAGAAGUCGAAAUCGAAACAAUUAAACUCGGGUGAUGUUUCCGGGGGAGGUGAUGAGAGUGUUAGUGUUGUAACCAGUGAUGAUGUUCGGUUGAGUGGGAAGAAGCAUGGGAUUGAUGUUGUUAAUUCGAAGGCCGAGGUCAAUGCCAAGCUUCCUAAUGCUGUUGCUGGUGCUGCUGCUGCUACUGCUAAAAAUGGUUCAACUAAGAGAUUCAAAGCUGUUGAUAUUGCACCGCCUAAUGCUGAUAAGAAAGUUUAUGCUUCUCUUUUUACUUCUUCUAGGAAGUCUGAUUUUAAGGAAACCUAUUCUUGCAGAUCGCUUCCUUUAGGUCGAAACUGAUUGUUUGCUUAUCAAUGUGAGUUUUGUUAUCUUGUUUUUACAUGGCUGUCAAUUAGUUUGUUCGUUUCCAUGUUGGUUAUGUUGAAGCAUUGGCAUCUUUGUGUUUUGAAACCAUAUACAUUGUUGUAUGUAUCAUCUAUGUAUACAAGUAUUAACUUUCUUGUACUAUUUGUUUUCUUGUGUUCCUGAUCCUCCCCGCUUUAAGUAGAUUUUUGAAGUAGUAUACGUACUUGUACGAGGUAAGAUGGUGGUUAUUAUUCUGGCUUUAAUAUUUAGUAGCAUGAGCUGAAUUAACUCACCAAAGUCCAAAGGAUUGUUCUUUUGGAUGUAAAUCUCACUGUAUAGAGCUUAAGAACAAGCAUUUCUGUAAUGAGAAAGGUGGGAAGCAAGUAGUAACGACAGUAGGUAUAGUCGUAUAGUUAAAGGAGCACGUGGAUGGCACAAAGCAGAAGGAAUAAAGAGAAAGUUGGGUGUAUCUUUUAUUGGUAGGGUAAGUUAAUGCUUUGACAUAAGCUUGUUUUAGGGUUUUGUUGAUUUAUUCUCGUCAUCUUUAGAUUGAAGUACUUGCUUAUAUUGUUGUGUGGUUGAUCAAAGUGAGUGGAUUCUUUGUUGAUUGGACAAAGUGUUGAGGUUCUGCCUUGUUGCUGGGUAUGCAGAGUAUUUUGAAGUUUCCGCUUUUAUGUCACCACAAUCCUUGCUGGUUUGGUAGGAGGCCAAGGCUAAGUAGCUUCUUAUAAGUUGAACUAUAUGUCUUCUAUUGCAAGCGGCUUUCUUGCUAAUCUGCUAUGAUUCCUGUGAAAGGAUGGCUUUUUGUUCUGCACAUAUCAAGCCUAUAAUUCUCCAGUUUCCUUCUGAUCCAUAUUUUAACUGCCGUUCUUUUAAAGUUAAUGUCUUCACAUUUGCCACAUUUAAGCUUGCUCAUACUAUGUUAUUGCUGGGGCUUUUUAUUCUUUUUACUUUGUCCAAUCUAUUUUGUUUGAUUGCACAUAAUUGCAUCUCAAGUCCCCAACUUUGGUGUAUCCAAUGUUCCAUCUGCAGUACUAAUGUCAUCUCAACUCCAUUUUUGUCAGGUUCCCUACAUGGAUUUUCUUGCAUUGUAUGAUCUGUUUAUUUGUGUGAAUUGUGAUUAAGCUAUCUGUCUUAGACAUUGAUUUACCAUGUGUUGUACUUCUCCUGACAGUCAUAUAUUGCUAUUGGAAGGCAUGUUCACCAAAGUCAGCUGAUAAAUGUGAAUUGCGUAUGCCAACAAUACAUGUUAGAAGUGAAUUUAUUUCUUGAGAGCAUACUUGUAGAAGAUUUGUAGAUUUCACAAUGCUGUGAUAGAAGAUUAUGUUUUGCAGGGGGCUGGUGCUAUGUCACUGGAUGAGGUGAUGCAGCUGCCAAUUUAAUUUUGUCGUAAUUGGCAUUGUCGCUUCAGUAAUUAUUUGUGUAUGCCUCGAAAAUCCUGCUUAGGGCUGUAACCAGCUGCGGUUAGUAAUACAGAUGGACCAAACACAGCUGCCAACUCUAAAAGUACAUACUCUGUACUCUGUUGGACCUGUGUCAGACUAGUACAAUCUUGGUUCAUAUAGACGAAUUUUAUAGUUCUCAUUGUUUAAGUUACCAUUUAUGAGCUACAAGUGAUAUUCUGAGUUCCGAAAUCUGCAGUAUCGUAUGCAUAGACAAGUAUCCCAACAGACAAAAAUAAUAGGCUCUUAUGCUUGAUAUUUGUGAGAUUCAUUCAUGGAUUACCCCCAUGGGGAGUGUUGUGACCAAAUCCGCCUUUCAUUGCUUUUGAUGUGUAUAGCAAGAACAAGGGUGUUGUUGUGAGCAAAUACGUGUUUAAGCUCUAAAUGUAUAGCAAGAACAUUUCUUUACACUUUGAUUUUACUUCAUAGUUGUAGAGAAUGCAAAUAUUGUCAACAAAAAAUAGGGAAAUAUGCAUACUGAAUUAGUAAAAGUUGAUUAUGUAAUGGCCUUGCUGUAAACUCUGAUACGAAAGUAACUAUCAGAUUGAGAGAUUAGUAGUCAGCCCAAAAUAUGUAAGUAGUCUAAAUUUAGUCUCAUUCGACUUUUGACUCGGA
This is a messenger RNA of Chenopodium quinoa (quinoa), 3423 nucleotides long. Its product is annotated as protein RTF2 homolog. NCBI's taxonomy places the organism in Eukaryota, Viridiplantae, Streptophyta, Magnoliopsida, Caryophyllales, Amaranthaceae. The record is from RefSeq and is a predicted model, not a curated record. The transcript has a single exon. Bases 188 to 1360 code for a protein of 390 amino acids. Gene Ontology annotation, molecular function: protein binding. Gene Ontology annotation, biological process: site-specific DNA replication termination at RTS1 barrier; mitotic DNA replication termination. Gene Ontology annotation, cellular component: nucleus.